AUGUCAACAAAUUUAACUUCGCUAAUUGUGGCCGUCAAAGGUGCACAGGAUCUUGAAGAAGAAGGCUAUAUUAUCCAAAUCGGUAACGGUGCCAGUGUAGACACCGUCCGCAAUCUUGCAGCAGAAAAGCUUGAUAUUGUUGGCUCAACAGCCAACAUUGUCCUUGAAGAUGCCGAAGGAAACACAUUGGAUGAAAUCGACAGAAUCCGUAGCCAGAAAGUCGUAUACUUGAACACAAAAGAUUCAAUUAAAAGUGUCAUUCCUGGUCCUACCAAGCUUCCCUAUAUUGGAAAUCUUUAUGAAAUGAUGCCAGACAUGAAUGCUGGUUUCCUUCGUUUCUUUGAAAAAUAUGGUCCCUUGAUUGACGUCUCGAUUCUGGGCACUAGAAUGGUUGCUACCUGCGACCCUGAUAUUGCCGAAGUCUUUGUCAAAGAGAGUGAAUACUUUACCAAAAAGAUCAAAACCACUCUCAAGGAAAUCAAAUUAUUUGCCGGACAAGGCUUGUUCACAACCGAUACCAGUGAUCCCGAUUGGAAGUUGGCACACAAGCUUCUUAUGCCCGCAUUCAGUCCUCGUGCUAUCAAGGUUUAUCAGAAUGAGAUGGGUAUCAUUGCCCAGGAGACCAUCCGUAUCCUUGAACAGUACAAGCCCGACGAAAAAGUAGAAAUCCUUCACUGGACUACCAACCUCACUUUCGAGACCAUUGGCAAGAUUGGUUUCGGCUAUGAAUUUGGUCUGCUCGAAAAGCGUGAAGCACCCCCACAUCCUUUCAUUGAGGCCAUGGGCUACUGUCUCAAGCAGAGUAUCGUUCGUUUCUCCCAAGCUCAAUUCAUGAAGAGUCUUCCUCUGGAAAUGAACCGUCGCUAUGACCGCGAAGUAAACCUUAUGCACAGCAUCGUCGACAAGGUUAUAAAGGACCGCAAGGAGAGCGAAGAUGCCACCGAUAUCGAAAAGGAUCUCCUGGGAUUCAUGUUGAACGCCCGCGACGAGCACCAUCAGGGUCUUUCUGACGAAAACAUCCGUGACCAGGUCGUCACUUUCUUGAUUGCCGGCCACGAUACCACAGCCAACACUCUUGCCUGGUUCCUUUAUGAAAUCUCUCGCCAGCCCGAAAUUGAAGCCAAGGUUCUCCAGGAGAUCGCAAACGUCGGAAUCACACACACUGAGCUGCCUUCCUCUGAACAAAUCAGCAGACUUAAAUAUAUCAGCAUGUGUCUCAAGGAAACCCUUCGUAUGCACCCUCCCGUUCGUAUGCUCGGAAAGUACUGCCAAAAGGACUGUAUUCUUCCCGGUGGAUACAAGAUCGAGGCCGAUACUCCCUCUGUAGUCCAUCUUUACGGUCUCCACAUGAACCCCAAGGUCUAUCCCGACCCAUACAACUUUGAUCCCGAACGCUGGACUCCCGAAGAAGAACAGAAGCGCUCAAAGGCCGCAUGGUUGCCCUUCAGCACUGGUCCUCGUGGAUGUAUCGGUAUGGCCUUUGCUCUCCAGGAAGCCAAGACUGUUAUCGGCAUGUUCUUGCAUCGCUUCAAGUUCUGUUAUGAUGGUCCUGCUGUCAAGUAUGAUCCCAAGCAGCCUACAACCAAGCCUGUCGACUUGUUUAUGACCAUCCAAAAUCGUACUGACUUCCCCGAACCUUCU
Messenger RNA from Phycomyces blakesleeanus NRRL 1555(-), 1641 nucleotides. Its product is annotated as CYP5205 protein. The record is from RefSeq and is a predicted model, not a curated record. Lineage: Eukaryota; Fungi; Mucoromycota; Mucoromycetes; Mucorales; Phycomycetaceae. The annotation marks the transcript as partial. The transcript has 4 exons. Gene Ontology annotation, molecular function: heme binding; iron ion binding; oxidoreductase activity, acting on paired donors, with incorporation or reduction of molecular oxygen.